UGACCUGCCAACAAAAUAGCCCAGAUAUUCAGGGAGGGGGCUUCUUGACAAAACAAUGACAAAGCUAAAGUGGAUUUAAUUGCACUAAGUGAACAGUUUUUAAAGACUUCUCCAACGGAAUUGUGCCAUUUUUCUUCAUAUCGUGUGUGCUAAAACGGACCCGCUGAUUUCCGAACAUUGACUGACUGCUUGAUACUGUUAAGCCAUCUGUGUUAUUGUUGACAAGUUGCUGUGGACUAACAGCUAGCUAGCUAGGCAUAUUUGAUACAGGGCGACCAACUAUAAUUUCUUCCUGCCGGAUUAUCUAAUGUUACUUAUUUUGCCUCUCUCUACUUACAAUUUUGUCUGUCCUGGCUACUGACUUAACUGAAGCCUGUCCUUUGUUUGACAAGCUUGUUGGCAUAAAUAGCACUAGACUAGCUAGCUGAAUAGUAAGCUAACCCUUUUCAAUGUCAAGCUAGAUACCUAGCAAGAUACAUUUUGCGCAAUUGGUUUGCCAACGUACUGUUAUACAUAGGAGAAGCAGCUAAGCAAAAGUAGCCUACGUUUUCGAAAAAAAUAUUUGUAAACUAGGUCUAUGGGUUCCUCCGGCUAGCUAACUACAGUGACAGCCCAGUUUAGAGAUAUACGUGGACUGCAUCUGUGUUCAUUUGCACAUUUAUUAUAUAUUUCAGGGAAAUAAGUCAGCUAACGUUAAUCGUCUUGCCACUGCACUUGGAUAGCAAGCUGCACCUGCCUUAAUCAACAGAACCGCAAUUUUGAUCAUCUGCACUGGCAGCUAAAUUGUUUUGUUCAGUUGUGGACACAUUUUGAGGGUGCAAGUAGAAACGUUUUACAGGAAAGUUUGUUGACUUGAAAAGGACAAUUAACCAAACAUUCUACUUAUCUUACUGCCUCGUUGUACAUUUGCACCUUUAUGCUGUAUACAUUUAAUUCAUAAACAAGAUAUUGUUAGAGGAACAGAAAAUUAAGACUUCAAUAGAAUACCAUGCAGCUGUCAUAAUAUACCAAGUCUUGUUAGAUCAAGUCUUUGGUGUAGCCUGUAGCUUACAGAUGCAGUAGUCUGUUGGGCACAUAAUAUCUAACACUAAGGUCACAAACUUUAGUUUUGUUCAGUCUCCUAUUGGAUAUAGUUGGCAUUACAGUCAGACCACUCCCGCAAGCAUAACACAGUGUUUAAUCCCUCACGUUUGAGAAACAAUGAGUGGCCAUGGCUCAUCUUCCGAUAAGGGAGUCAACACCAGCCUCAUCUGUCAAGAGAGUUACGCCUGUGCCGGCUCAGAGGAAGCAGUGUUUGAAUGCGACGAGUGCAAGAGCCUGCAGUGUGUUCGCUGCGAGCAGGAACUCCACAGCCAAGAACGCCUGAAGAACCACGAGCGGGUCCAGAUCGGCCCGGGUCAUGUCCCCUACUGUGACAGUUGCAAAGGGGGCAGCGGAGGCUCGGCGGACGGGGGACGGCACAGGGCGACGGCCCGCUGCCAGAACUGCAAACUCAACCUGUGCCAGGACUGCCAGAAGCGCACCCACAGUGGAGGAAACAAGAAGAAGCACCACGUCACCAGCUAUCCUCCGCCCGUCCCCGCGGAGGUAGAGAGCCCCCCGAACACAUUCAUAGACACGACCGAAUCCCAGAGAUCCAAACUUCUGGAGAACGCCACCAGUUUCCUCCUGGUGGAUGAAAACGAGGAGAUGCAGAUAAAAGAUGAAGAUUCGUUUUUGAAGACGUUGAACUGUGCCCCUGACAAACUACUGAAGGUGGUGGCGAUCUUUGGCAACACGGGAGAAGGCAAGUCCCACACUCUGAACCACACUUUCUUCAUGGGCAGGGAGGUGUUCAAGACCUCCCCCACGCAGGAGUCUUGCACGGUGGGUGUCUGGGCUGCCCUCGACCCCGUCCACAAGGUGGUGGUGAUCGACACCGAGGGCCUGCUGGGGAACAGCACUAACCAGGGUCAGAGAACCCGCCUCCUGCUCAAGGUGCUGGCCAUCUCAGACCUCAUCAUUUACCGCACCCACGCCGACCGUCUCCACGACGACCUCUUCAAGUUCCUGGGGGACGCGUCGGACGCCUACCUGAAGCAUUUCACCAAGGAGCUGAAGGCCACCACAGCCAGGUGUGGUCUGGACGUCCCUCUGUCCACCCUGGGCCCUGCUGUGGUCAUCUUUCAUGAGACUGUCCACACCAAGUUGCUGGGCUCAGACAAGUCCUUCGAGUCUGUGGAGCGGCUGCUGGUGGAGCGCUUCAGGAAGCUGGGCAGGUUCCCAGAGGCCUUCAGUUCCAUCCAGUACCGCGGCACGCGCACCUCCACUCCGCCCACGGACUUUGGAGGCCUACGGCACAACCUGGAGCAGCUCCUGGACAACAACGCCACCCGCUCCCCUCGCACUCCCCUCAUCAUCUUCAAAGCCCUGCAGGCACUCAGCGAACGCUUCAAUGGGGAGAUUGCUGACGAGCUUGUAGCUCACAGCUGCUUCUUUCCUGAUGAGUACUUCACCUGCUCCAGCAUCUGUCUCAGUUGUGGGGCGGGCUGCAGGAACAGCAUGAACCAUCUGUGGGAGGGUCUGUCCCACGAGGCCAAGCACCGGUGUCACUACUCUGUCCACUACGACAAUCGCAUCUACACCUGCAAGGCCUGCUAUGAAGGAGGGAAGGAGGUGCUUGUGGUUCCCAAGACAUCUGCUUCAUCAGACUCUCCCUGGCUGGGUCUCGCCAGAUACGCCUGGUCUGGGUAUGUGAUUGAAUGUCCUAACUGUGGUGUGAUUUACCGGAGCCGACAGUACUGGUUUGGAAACCAGGACCCGGUGGACACCGUAGUCCGUACCGAGAUCCAGCACAUUUGGCCUGGGUCUGAUGGCUUUUUAAAAGACAACAGUAAUGCAGCGCAGCGCCUGUUGGAUGGAGUCACCUACAUCUCCCAGUCCAUGUCUGAGCUCAGCGUGAAGCCUGCCAAGGCCGUCACCUCCUGGCUGACGGAUCAGAUCGCACCUGCCUACUGGAAACCCAACUCCCUCAUAUUAACAUGCCAUAAGUGCCUCCAGGUCUUCCAGGACAACGACACUAAGCACCACUGCCGUGCCUGCGGAGAGGGCUUCUGUGACGGCUGCUCCUCCAAAGCCAUGCCCGUCGCUGAGAGAGGCUGGGGUCCGGCGCCUGUCAGAGUCUGCGAUGCCUGCUUUGAGCAGAGGCAGAGACACACAGAGCUCCAGGAGGAGGAGGUUGAUGAAGAGGAAGGUGGGACACUCGCCAGGAAGGUUGGAGAAGCUGUGACUCAUACUCUGGGAGCUGUGGUCACUGCUAUAGACAUCCCACUGGGCCUGGUCAAGGAUGCUGCGCGUCCAGCCUACUGGGUGCCCGACCAAGACAUCCUGUCCUGCCACCACUGCCAACGCCUCUUCACUGCCAAGCUGUCCAAGCACCACUGUCGCGCCUGCGGGCAGGGCGUGUGUGACGAGUGCUCCUCAGACCGCCGCCCCGUCCCCUCCCGGGGCUGGGACCACCUUGUGCGUGUAUGCCUGAGCUGCAGCCAGAAGCCGGGAGACCUCUAGCUUCAGUCCUCCUGCGGCGGGAAACAGGAGACCCGAGAGCCUCGAUCAUGUGACGGAGCCUCGCCCCCGUCACGCGAUCGAGGCUCUCGCCCCCGUCACGCGAUCGAGGCUCUCGCCCCCGUCACGCGAUCGAGGCUCUCGCCCCCGUCACGCGAUCGAGGCUCUCGCCCCCCUCACGCGAUCGAGGCUCUCGCCACCCUCACGCGAUCGAGGCUCUCGCCCCCGUCACGCGAUCGAGGCUCUCGCCACCCUUCACCAUACCUCUGUUACUCAACUGGUUCUGCCCAGAUGCUGUGGCUGGGAAGAUGUUAGCGAUUUUAAAAGUUCCUGAUGCCUUGUAGAGAAACAGGAGCGUAGAUGUUACUUGUUCCUCUUAAAGGAGAGCUAGGAGACAAAGUGAAUAUUUUAUUCUGUGUCGACACUAAAAUCACUGCUUUUUUUUUUAUUAUGGUGUUGAGAUAUUUUUCUACCACAAAGAAAAUAGCAUUUGUAAUAUGUUCAAAAAUAUAUUGGUUUGUUGUGAACCCUGUGGGGUUUUACUACCAUUAAGUGUAUUCUCACUGAUGGUAAAUGGAUAUCUGCAUCCACUGCAGAUACAUUGGCAUGUUUUACUGCAACCUUUUAGAUUUUGCACUAAGUCAGUUGUAGCUGUGAAAAGCUGCUGUUUAUCAUGGCCAGAGAGACUCCACAAGCAGUCUGGUUUCUCAAGAAUGAAAUGGAAAUCUAUGCUUAGAUUAAGACUGGCAUUCAAACAGUCAUCCAUGUUAAUGUUUCUGUACUGGUGUUUCAUGAUUGACCGUGUGAUAAUGGUCGAAUGAAGACGUAGAAUUAUACUAGAGUGUACAUUUUAGAUUUUAGUAAAGAAAAUAUUUAUGAAUUAAAAGAGGAAUUCUUUUUGGGCGUGCAUGACUGUCGGAGAGUUACAUGGCCUUUUAGACGGUUAGAGAAAAACACAGAAAUAACCUCAUUAGUACUGAGUGGCAUUCUUCUGUUAAAGUAUAUUUAGUGUUGACUGGGAAGGAUGCUGUUCAAAAAACAUCCGAUUUCUCCGAUCUUGAACACAGCUCCAUAUCAGACUACAGCCACAGGCUGAUCCUUCACAAACUCAGCGGAAGAGUUCAGCACAUUUAUGUUUUGUUUUCAGCCUUCCCUGAAACUUCUCUAUAUUGUUUCCACUGAAAGCUGCCGUGUCAUAUAAUUUAUAUCUAAUAUUCUCAUGUUCUGUGUUAUUCAUGGUAUUGUUGUUACUUCAUGUAGACAUAAUUCAUGACGUUUUUUUGCUUGAGUCAUGGUGCUUUUCCAGUGUUUUGUUUUGUUUUUACUGGAAUCCAAUUACUUGCAUUCACAAGGUAUACAUCAUUUUCAAUCAUCACUAAAUUCAUUUACACCCUUAAGGGUUGGAUGAAACUCAACUGUAUUUCUCAUUUAAAUAAGCUUUAACAAACAUCUUUACCAUCUAUGAUAGUAUGUUUGGACAAAUACUUUUAGUAUUAGGGGACAGGAAGAACUACGUAAGUCUGUGUACAAACCAAGCACAUGGAAAUGCCUUUAAAGUACUGCUUGUAAAAAAUCAUGUGAAGAUAAACUAUUUUAUCUUGAUUGUAAAAAAAUAUAUAUGAAAAAAUUAGAUAUUGUAUGUCCUUCACUUCUUUUAAGCCCCAGCAUGUUUGUUUCUUUUAUUAGAGACGUAAUAUUGUUUCUGAUUAUGACCAAUAUGUCUGAAUGAGAGCAGUCUUAUGUAGUGUUAUUUACACUGUUUAAUUAUUUAAAUAAACCCUCCCUCUGUAUGUAUGCCUACGUUCAAUUGUGUCAAUAAAAUAAUGAUUUUUGUCUGUAAA
Molecule: messenger RNA, 5384 nt
Organism: Osmerus eperlanus (European smelt)
Lineage: Eukaryota; Metazoa; Chordata; Actinopteri; Osmeriformes; Osmeridae
Product: zinc finger FYVE domain-containing protein 1-like
Exons: 11
Coding region: 1201-3546 (781 amino acids)
Biological process (GO): lipid droplet formation
Cellular component (GO): lipid droplet
Molecular function (GO): zinc ion binding; 1-phosphatidylinositol binding; GTP binding
Source: RefSeq, a predicted model, not a curated record